Molecule: messenger RNA, 399 nt
Organism: Linnemannia hyalina
Lineage: Eukaryota; Fungi; Mortierellomycota; Mortierellomycetes; Mortierellales; Mortierellaceae
Source: the annotation of a GenBank genome assembly
AUGCGCUCGUUUAGAAACACCAAUACUACCUCAGUCAUGAACGCCCGCCAACCCGAAACCGUAUACCCUCAGUCGUCGAAUGAAUCCAACGACGACAACAACGACAGCAACAACAACCUUACUCUGAACAACGACAAUAACAGCGAAGAUGAUGGCGAGUGGGUCGUCAUGGCUUCCGUCAAACGGCAACCAAGACGACGACCAUCCCAUCACAACAACAACGCCAUCAACACAGAGAACGAGAACCGGAACUACUUGGUCGAGGAUGACUCUGAGGAAGAGGAUGGAUACAUGUCGUGGACUGAGCAUGAGCUUUCGAAGCAUGCCAAGGCUACUCAACUCAAGAAUAUCCGUACACACCCUGGUGUCCCCCUUGCCGUCAGACGAUCCUUGAAAUAG